AUGGAAUCAACUGGAGGCAAUUGUCCUUUAACUCAUCCUGGUCCACCUCCACCUCCGCCUACCUUACCACACCCUUCUUCAAAAUCAUUUCAUCAUUUACCUUCAUCUCAAACUACUCGAAGACCAAGAAGUAACACCACACCUAAUCAUCGAUGGACACCGCCGAUCAGUCCGAGUUAUAUUCCACCCAACCCAUCAAAUCUAAAAUACUCACAUCAAUCUACUUCUUUCGAAACUACAACGAACCCGGAUACGAACAAAACUUUUACAAGUAGUACAUUAGGAACGAUUGACCAUAUUCGAAAAAAACUUUCAAGACCAUCAUUAAAAAGAGAAGCAACAAGUCCAGUGUAUUUAGAUGAUCAUACGAUUUCAAUACCAAGUAUUGUAAAUAAUUCAACUCGUAGAGUUGCACCUUGUAUGUCAUCUAGAUUGAGAGGUGGUGAUUCAGAUGUUGCAUCGAUUUCUUCUCAAGAUGAAUUUGAACCAAAUCAAAAUCAUCAAAAUCAAAAAGAAUUCAAAGAGAAAGCAGUUAAAGAGAAGAAAAGAAAAGGGAUUGGUCAAAGGAACAAAUGGACUAAAGAAGAAACUGAAGCAUUAGUUAGAGGUUGUAAUACUUUUGCUAUUGGACAAUGGAAAGCUAUCAGAGAUAAUGAUCCAUUACUAGCUAAUCGUUCACCUGGAGAUUUAAAAGAUCGAUUUAGAACAUAUUUUCCAGAUGCAUAUCGAAAACAUUAUCCGAAUGCAAAGACUCAUAUUUCAACUAGAGUUAGAUCUUUAGAUUCACAAGGUAAAUCACUUUUUAGUGAAGGUGCAGGUAGAAAAGAAAGAAAACAAUUUACUUUUGAAGAAGAUGAAGCUCUUAAAAAGGGUUACGCAAAGUUUGGUACUGCUUGGAGUUCUAUACAACGUGAUCCAAUUCUUUCUUCACGUAAAGCAACAGAUCUUCGUGAUAGGUUUAGAAAUGCUUUUCCAGAUUUAUAUAGUGCUGCUGCAGGUUAUAAAUCACGCUCACGGAAGGCAUCAGCCUCAGAUGUGUUCUCAUACUUACCAAAUGAAGGAAGCAGUACAACCGGUCCACAUGGUACAUUCGAAGCAAUGGAUGUGCCUGGAUUAUCGAUUUAUCCUAAUAGGAGUUAUUCUCAAAUGAGACCAGAUACUCGUUAUGAAUUUCCUUCACUGGAUUUUUUAAAGGCCCAUGGGGCCAAUGCGUUUUCAGAUUUUCGUGAAAUGAUUUAUGGUGCUGGACAACUUUAUGAUUCUCAAUACGCUAUAGGUGAUAGACAAAUGAUAAUCGGUGCAAUUCCCAAUCAUCUAACUAACAAUACUACACCUAGACCGAAUCUUACACCAAGACCGAAUGAUACUACACCCAGACCAAAACUCACACUUGAUCAAGCUUGUACGAGUUCUGUGGUAGGAGAUUCAGUACCGAACUCAGCUGAAGGAGACGAGGUUGCUUUAGGACUUUCGAAUUCGAUCACUGGAUCUGUCUUUCGACCACUGCAUAGAACACAAAGCUCCAUGGAUCUAUCUCAAUUCUCUAAUCUUCAUCUAGUAGACGCUCAUAAUCUAGUAUCUCCUACUUCAAGUCAAUUCUCAGGCAAUGGAUAUCAUCCAAUGGAUCAAUUCGAUUUCCCAGCUCCACCAGAUAUGACAUCAAGUUCGGGUUCACCUUAUCUACGUGAGGCUCCAAAUUACUCUUCACCAGAUCUUUCACUCCUACCAGAUCCACCGAAUCAAGCUGGAACAACAAUUGAAGGAUGUUAUUAUCCUCCAGGUCAUUUAUCAGAUCCAUCAUCAUCUGAUUGGUUACCAGAUUUCGAUAUAGCUUCACAGACUUUUCCUAGCGCAUUUGGAUGUGGACAAGGAAUCAUGAAUUUAGCAGAUGCAGAAUCAUCAGUUUCAUCAUUUCAUUCAUCAAGAUCAUCAAUGUCAGAUCCACUGCAAUUGGAUGAACAUGAUAGAGUUUUAUACACUGUUCCUCAAGUAAACCAAUCAACUUAUUAUGAUCAAGUUGGAAAUUCUAAUAAUUCUAACUCAAAUAAUUCAAACAAUAAUAAUAAUAAUGGAAUCAGUACAGCUGCAAAUGGAGUACAUGAAACACUCUUUCCUGGUUCUGAUUCUUCUCCUUUAAUUGAUAUGACAAAUGAUCGCAGUGGACUUUCGACACAUUUUAGAUCUAGAUUAGCUUUUGAAGAAACUGAACCUGAUCAUUUAGUCACAUCUGAAGGUUCAUUCAAUUAA
Molecule: messenger RNA, 2247 nt
Organism: Melampsora larici-populina 98AG31
Lineage: Eukaryota; Fungi; Basidiomycota; Pucciniomycetes; Pucciniales; Melampsoraceae
Exons: 5
Coding region: 1-2247 (748 amino acids)
Source: RefSeq, a predicted model, not a curated record